AGCACAAAUCACAACCAAAACUCCAUCAUCAAAUAUAUUUGCUGAUCCAUAGCAAUGGCAGCUGUCUCGGUGCAUAUUGUCCUGGUCCACGGCGCAUGCCACGGUGCAUGGUGCUGGUACAAGCUCAAGCCGCUGCUCGAGGCGGCCGGCCACCGCGUCACGGCCCUCGACCUAGCCGCCUCGGGCAUAGACCGGAGAAGCCUCCAAGAGCUCCGCACCCUUGACGAGUACUCUCAGCCUCUGCUCGAGCUCAUGGCCGCGAUUCCGGCCACGGAGAAGGUGGUUCUGGUGGGCCAUAGUCUUGGUGGAAUGAAUAUUGCACUUGCAAUGGAAAUGUAUCCUCACAAAGUUGCUGUUGCUGUUUUUCUGGCUGCUUUCAUGCCUAAUCACACACAUGCUCCCUCCUAUGUUCUUGAUCAGUAUAACGAGAGAACUCCAGCAGAAGCUUGGCUAGACACUGAGUUUCUUCCAUAUGGCUCUCCUGAAGAAAAUCUUACCUCAAUGUUGUUUGGCCCAAAUUUCACAUCCUCCAAAUUGUACCAACUUUGUUCACCUGAGGACUUGGAGCUAGCAAAAAGUUUGCUAAGGCCAAGCUCUCUGUUUCUUGAAGAUUUAUCGAAGAGGAGUCGAUUCACAAAGGAAGCGUUUGGAUCGGUGAAGAGUGUCUUCGCAGUGUGUACGGAAGAUAAAGGAAUUCCACUAGAUUUUCAGCAGUGGCAAAUUGCAGAGAAUGGAGUAGAUGAAGUGAAGGUUUUAGAGAAUAUUGAUCACAUGGCUAUGCUAUCAAAGCCUCGUGAUGUUUGUCAAUGUUUACUGGAGAUAGCAAAAGUUUAUGCUUAAUAUUUUCAAUGUAAUACUUUUACAUGGAGUAUUUAAUUGCGUGCACUUGAUGAUAUUAUAAACAUUCUCUUUUCAUUAUUAA
Messenger RNA from Salvia hispanica, 922 nucleotides. Its product is annotated as salicylic acid-binding protein 2-like. Gene Ontology annotation, molecular function: methyl indole-3-acetate esterase activity; methyl jasmonate esterase activity; methyl salicylate esterase activity. NCBI's taxonomy places the organism in Eukaryota, Viridiplantae, Streptophyta, Magnoliopsida, Lamiales, Lamiaceae. The record is from RefSeq and is a predicted model, not a curated record. Gene Ontology annotation, biological process: jasmonic acid metabolic process; salicylic acid metabolic process.